This is a messenger RNA of Trichoderma citrinoviride, 2106 nucleotides long. RefSeq lists its product as hypothetical. The record is from RefSeq and is a predicted model, not a curated record. Bases 1 to 2106 code for a protein of 701 amino acids. The transcript is spliced from 4 exons. NCBI's taxonomy places the organism in Eukaryota, Fungi, Ascomycota, Sordariomycetes, Hypocreales, Hypocreaceae.
AUGUCGAAGACUUUGGCUUCAGCCUUUUCAAUGCUUUCCUCAGCGCCGCCGGCGGCCCUGCCCGAGAACGAAAAGUCGAGCUCGAAGAAGACGCCGCAGGAGGGGCAAGGGAAAUACCAGCUCUUUCCCAAGGGGAGGCAGUCACCCAGUCCGAGCAACCACUCAUCGGUGGAUCCUGAUACCGCGUUUGCCCUCGCCUUGAACAGCAACAAGAACACGGAGAAGCUGGGCGCGAUCCCGGCACUGAAGAUCAAGCUGAACCAACAGCCCAUUGUCCGGCGUCGAAAGGCCAACAACAUCCCGGACCUGGGCCCCAUGACGACGGUCCAGGAGGUGGCCAUGGACUCUCCGACAAUACCUGGUCUACCGGCGUUGCGAGAGCGUGCUGGCAGUGCCUCCCAGGACGAAUCAGCAAGAGACCGAGCUGGCCCAUACAAACUCGGUAAAGCGACGUACACACCUCCCAAGCAGACUGAUGCGCAGAGGCGACCCGUGGGCUCUCAGCCUCCUCGUCUGCCCUCACCAAAGCGGCUGGCACCCCUUGUCAUUCCCGAGCCACAGCAGCUUACCUUCUUGCAUGAUGUUCAGCAACCGUCCCCUCCGCCGAUGCUUCUGCGGACCGAUAGUGCACCGCUGCUGGGAAAUGACUCCAUUCCCAUCCAAUACCUGACCCCUAUCAGCAGCUCGGAUGCGAGUCGUCCUGCCAGCUCCGGGAGCGUAGUUUUCAACUCGGCCACGACGCUGCCGACCCCCAUCUCGGCCUCGACAUCGGACGCCAAAUCUGCCACCGCCAAGCAGUGGGAGCAGCCCUCCUCCCGCUCAUCUAGCCACAGGCGCUUUGCCUCGGACUCUCAGAGUGCCCAACACAGAGGUCGGACAAAGAAGCGAAGCGAGCAGCACAAGAAGAGCAACUCUCACCCGACCGUCCCACACACGAGCAGCGGUGAGAAGAAGCGAUCCAAGAGUGCGGAGCAGCGCGCGUUCGAAGAGCUUCCUUCUGGCUGCAGACCGCUGCAAGCCGUGAGCCAGAUGAGCGCCAACGACCUGGGCAUUCUUCGCCAACAGGCUCUUGGUCAGGCCGAGCGGUUCGAGGUUCUUCAGGUGGAUGAUGUCGAACGCCUGUCUAAAGAGCUCCGUAAGCUGGACGAACGGGUCGAGUAUCUCCGCCGCACCUACAACUCCCUGAGGAACGGCCGUCGCAACUUUCACUCUCGCAUCUGCCAGUAUCUCCGGUCACCGAUGCGGGGAUCCCGGUUGAGCGCCGACUCGAUGCUUCGACAGGAGGAGGCGCUGGCAGAGCUCGAUGCCUCGAUUGAUGGCUGGGUGAUUAAGCUCGAGCGGGCCGAGAACAGACGCACCCGCGUUCGGCAGAAGCUGCUUGAACACAUCGCCGCGGCCGCGAUACUCAAUGUUGGGGGAGAGACACCCUCGCCCGUGCAACCAACGGCACGGCCACCAUCUACGCCGUUACGGCCAGCCUCACCGAUGCAAGCCCGAACUGUGCAGGACAUCGCCACGCCGCCCCGAAGCCCCGACAGGCCGGCGUCCAGCAGCCGCCCCGUGAGCGCUUCACCACCGCCGCUGCGCGUUGUGGCCCAGGUGCCCAGCAUGAUCCUGGAGCUCCCCGCCGAGCCGGUGGAAGCGCAAAGCAAGACUGAACUGACACGAACGCCAACGAUGAAGAGCUCUGACGGAGAGAGCAUCCGUAUCUAUGCCGGUGAUGAGCUCUUCGCCCUGCUGACGGACGUCGAGGACGAGAUCAUCCGGAUGAACAAUGUCACUCCCGAGUCUAGCAGCAGUCCCGAGUCCACCACCGCCCCAGAGUUCGGCGCCACUCCCGAGCCCAUUGCCUUGCCCGCUCCCGACAGGAAGCACACCGAUUUCCUACAAGUCGGGCAGAAGCAGUCGAGGAGCAACCUGAGGCUCAGCGCCCAACCCGACUCGCCCACCCUUGCCGCGCCGCCGCUGAUGCUGAAGAGUACCUUUUACCGUCCGGCCACUCCCAACAGUCAGCCCCCUUCGCCACCUGCUCCUGUACCUCCUCUCAAGGAUGUGCCAAAGGAUGGUGAAGUGUUCCUCACCAGUGCCGUCUUUAAGCCGAAAUGA